This is a messenger RNA of Pteronotus mesoamericanus, 1824 nucleotides long. It is a transcript of the gene ENTHD1, whose product is annotated as ENTH domain containing 1. The record is from RefSeq and is a predicted model, not a curated record. Bases 1 to 1824 code for a protein of 607 amino acids. Gene Ontology annotation, molecular function: phospholipid binding; clathrin binding. Gene Ontology annotation, cellular component: endosome; clathrin vesicle coat; plasma membrane. Gene Ontology annotation, biological process: endocytosis. The transcript is spliced from 6 exons. Lineage: Eukaryota; Metazoa; Chordata; Mammalia; Chiroptera; Mormoopidae.
AUGGCAUUCAAGAGGCAAGUGAAAAACUUUGUGAAAAAUUACUCAGACGCUGAAAUAAAAGUCAGGGAAGCAACUUCUAACGAUCCUUGGGGUCCUUCUGGUUCUCUGAUGUUAGCUAUCAGUGACCUGACUUUCAAUGCAAUUUCUCUCUCGGAGAUUAUGAAUAUGCUAUGGCAGAGACUAAACGACCAUGGGAAGAACUGGCGCCAUGUGUAUAAAUCCCUUAUGCUACUGGAUUAUCUCAUCAAGAAUGGAUCAAAGGAAGUUAUUGAGUUUUGCAUAAAGGGGUUCUGUAACCUUAAAAUGCUAGAAGAUUUUCAACACAUAGAUGAAGCUGGAAAAGACCAAGGUUAUUAUAUCCGGAAAAAGUCUAAGCAAGUCAUAUCAUUGCUGAUGGAUAAGCAAUUGCUGCAUAAAGAGAGGGAAGUAGCACAUCAGACUAGAUGGCGUAGCUCCUGCUCUGUGACAUUUUCUAAAAGAUUACCUGGUACAGGUAACUCAACAACAGCCUGGGCUUCUGACCCCACACCAGAAGUUCCUGCUUCGGAGAAGAAGCGUAAGCUGCUUAAGGUUGCAAGGCUACGUAAAAAAAAGAACCCUUCCAAGGCAGAAGUGAAGCAAGAGCAGCAACAAGAGCCUCGGCUGCCCAGUGAGGUGGUGGUGUCCCAGGAAGCAAUGCCAGUCAAGUGCGGCGCUUGGAAAUCAGCAGAGGACCUGAUGCUAUUUUAUGAUGACGAUCCAAAGCCACUUUUACCAACAGCCCCUUCAGCCCUUGUCUCAUCAACUGCGUGGCUGUCAGAAGGGCGAGCGGAAGUCUGUAACCUCUGGGAUACAGAUGCUGUGCCUACUCCUUCAGAAAAAAACCCAUCUCUGCAGACAAAUGUGAGUUUAGACAAGAACUCAGACAGUACCAUUGCAAAGGCUGUAACAGAAAACCCUUUGCAAAUGCCUCCAGAAAAACAGUCAGCUACAAAACGUUUUGAAGAAUUGACAACUUUACCAGCAUUUUGGUCAUCGAGUAAAGAGGAGUCUAUGAGCCCAAAUUUAGGAAUAUUCAAGUCAGAUUCUACUUUCUGUGACCAGGCCUCUGUGGAGACACUCUAUAUCUCUCCCUCGUUCCAAACGUUUGGUCCAGUGAAGGAGACUGUCAUCAGCAAGGACUCCCAGAAACCAACACAACCCAGCGUCGCUCAGACGGAUGAUGAAAACCUCAAGACCUUAACAACAUGGGUUUCAACCACCUCCGAGGUAACGUCGUCCUUCUCCACUUUAUCCAUGUCAUCUCCUGACUCGGCCACUCCAGAAAAGUCUGCUCCUCUCCUGCCCCCGGUUUUGGCCAGACCCUCCUUCUGGGCUUUGGCCCAUCGGCGGUCUGCUCUAGGUCCCUUUGCGGAUAAAGAUGAGACAGCCAGCGCGCGUCACCCCUUUGUCCCGAGGGGCCCAGGGUCUUCUGAUAAAGAAACGGACAGCUCCAGUCCACUGGACGUUCUUCCAGAUGAUUCAGAUUCUGCCAAGAAGACGCUAAGUCCUAUGUCCCGCAGUAAUUGGGUCGAAUUUUCCACCCAAAAUGUAGGCCGCUUCACCUGUUCUAGAGUUCAGGAAACUGAAGGCCUGCCCAAGGAACCUGAAGCUAACAAUUCCAUUCAGGUUCUUCUAGGAGAGGUAAAAAACGCCAUAGUCAAACUACACGAAGAUCUGAGUCUGGUGAUCCAAGAGCUCGGGGUCAUCAAUAGCCACCUGGUAAGCCUGGGUGGGAAUAGCCUGCAAACAGGCCCGGCUUUGCAGUUUCCCCCGCCUCCUGAGGGGAGCUCAGAGCAAAUCUAG